Messenger RNA from Myxocyprinus asiaticus (Chinese sucker), 5720 nucleotides. Its product is annotated as putative RNA-binding protein 15B. The transcript has a single exon. Lineage: Eukaryota; Metazoa; Chordata; Actinopteri; Cypriniformes; Catostomidae. The record is from RefSeq and is a predicted model, not a curated record. Bases 307 to 2748 code for a protein of 813 amino acids. Gene Ontology annotation, molecular function: mRNA binding. Gene Ontology annotation, cellular component: nucleus. Gene Ontology annotation, biological process: regulation of alternative mRNA splicing, via spliceosome.
UUUUAUAUUUAUAUGGAGGUUUUCCAUAAUUCACAACGUCACACGACGCACACAGACGUCAUCUGAAGCUCCUCCCACUCAUGGAACAAGCACAUUCCUUUUGUCCAAGAUGGCGGAAUUGAUGCAGCCUAGGCGACGCUAAUGUUUGUGGAUUUUAUUUUUUUUAUUCGUAUAAUUCAGCCUGCAGCCGAACACGUUUCCGUGCAAACCCUAGUUAAAGGCCUCCUCGCGCAUGUGCAACAUCUCUUGGAGAUUUCACCUCGGAGCUGAUUUUAUAUUUUUGCUGGAGCGGAGCAUCACUGUAAAAUGAAGCGGCAGGCCGAACGCGACGCGAGUCCGUCCAGGACGCUCGCCAAACGCGUCCGCGAGCGAGACCGGGAGCGCGAACUGAACCCGCCGCUCGCGCUGCUGCUCGCCGAAAGCCGAAAUAAUCACAAACGAAGCCGCAGCAGGGAGCGGGAAAAACCGCGGGUUCGAGAAGAAAGAGAGAGUCUCCACCGCCCCUAUCAUGAACUGGGUCUGUUGGGUCGAGCCCCGCUCCGAACAACAACAGUUCUGCCUAAAGGUAAGACCCCAUCUGCAGACAAGGUGGGUACACGACUAGAAUACAAGACACUACUUAUAAGCAACCUUGGAUCAACGCUUUCUGAUGAACACAUAGAGGACGGACUGUUUCAUGAAUUUAAAAAGUUUGGGGAUGUGAGCAUAAAGCUGUCUCAUACGCCUGAACUGGGUCGUAUCGCUUACGUCAACUUCCGACACACGGAAAAGGCGCGGGAAGCGCGCCACGCCAAAACCAGGUUGGUGCUGUAUGACCGUCCACUUAAAGUUGAACCCAUGUACAUGAGGCGGCGCAGUUGCACGCCUCCUGAUGUUAGUUAUGUAUCCAUGCAUGUUUCCACCUACACGUAUAGGCAGCGGUCCCUUUCACCUGGUGCUGGGGGAAGUGCUCUCAGAGAUUUGAGACCUAGACAUUAUGUGGAUGGUGUGGGACUUAACAGGGACCGUGUUUUGGACUAUUAUAGUGCUUUGGAGGAGAGUCGUUGUGCAUAUGCAUACCAGCUACCUGAGGAUGACUUAAAACCAGAGGACGAUCAGAGAGCCACUCGGAAUUUAUUUAUUGGCAACUUGGAUCAUAACAUUUCAGAGGUGGAACUACGACAAGGCUUUGACAAGUAUGGAAUUAUUGAAGAAGUUGUGAUCAAACGCCCUGCCCGUGGACAAGGUAGUGCUUAUGCUUUUCUUAAAUUUCAGAACUUGGAUAUGGCACACCGAGCCAAAGUGGCGAUGCAGGGACGCAUGAUUAACGGAAAUCCGAUUAAGAUUGGCUACGGCAAGGCCAAUCCGACGACUCGACUGUGGGUGGGCGGACUUGGCCCAAAUAUCUCGCUGGCUGCUUUAGCCCGUGAGUUUGAUCGCUUUGGGAGUAUUCGGACCAUAGACUACGUGAAAGGAGAUAACUUUGCAUACAUUCAUUAUGAAAGCUUGGACGCAGCUCAGGCCGCCUGUGCGCAAAUGCGUGGCUUCCCUCUUGGUGGUCCGAAUCGUAGAUUGCGUGUGGAUUUUGCUAAGGACGAGGAAACAAGGCCAUACCCUCAACAGUACCAGCCUCCUUUGCUCCCCCCUCCACAUUUUGAUGUUCUGCCCGAUGGUUACGGACAUCACCGCAGCUUGGAAAGAGAGCUACGAGCAAGGACUCGCUCACCAUCGCACCCUCUGUUCAUGGAGAGAGACCGAGAGCGCCUUUCUGACCGGGACUUGAGUCCGCUGAAGGGGCUUGAGCGGCGAGCGAACCCAGAGGUGUUUGGUCGGAUUAAGCAGCGCAGUCGAAGCCGUAGCAGGGAACACUGGCUAAAGGAGCGAGACCUGGAACACGGCGUAGGGAAAAACUGGGAGGAACGGCGCAAACGAAGGAGCCUCAGUCCCAUUGAGCGACCCAUCGAAGAGCGCAGAAGGUCAAAAAUCCGGGGAGGGGCACCCUCAACCCCUGAGGACAGCCCGGACCGGGGAUGUGGUCGCCUUCCAGACUCCACUUCUGAACCUCUAAAUCACACUCCUGACAUCAGCAGACACUCCAGUGAUGGAUGUCCCCUGCAGGACGAAUCUUUGCAUCAGAGGAGAGACAGUGAACGUGAUCGCAAUCAUCGCAAAAAUGAGAGUGACCCUGACUCCCAGACUGACAAAUCCAAAAUGGACUCCAAAAAGCCCAGCACACUCUCUGAAUACGCCCAGAUGCUGAGUUGCGUAUGGCAUGGUUCUCUUGUCCUUAAAAACAGCUGCUUCCCCACAAACAUGCACAUGCUUGAGGGUGGUGCAAGCUUUCUAAACUCCCUCAUGAGAGACAACCAAGCAGGCGGUUCCAAGAUCACGCAACUUAAAAUUGCUCAACGGCUAAGAUUGGAUCAGCCAAAACUGGAUGAGGUGACUCGUCGCAUCAAGCUGGGCAGCCCAGACGGUUACGCUGUCCUUCUCGCCGUCCAGGGGCCCAUGGACAGGGACGCCCCUCCUCCAGAACCAGGCCUUCAGCAUCGCCUUCUCCGCAACUUGGUGACAUACCUCCGGAACAAGCAGGCAGCAGGGGUCAUCAGCCUGCCCCUUGGAGGUCCAAAAGAGAGGGAAAUGGGGGGCAUGUUGUACGCCUUCCCUCCUUGUGACUUCUCGCAACAGUAUCUUCAGACUGCUCUAAAAACUAUCGGAAAACUUGAGGAAGAGCACCUGGUCAUUGUGGUUGUUAAAGACUCAUCUUAACACUUCUAUUCCAACACUUCACUUUCCACAGAUAUUAUGCAUUUUUAUUUUAGGUAGUUGUACCUUUUUACUUUAAAGGGAUAGUUCAACCAAAACUAAAAAUUCUGUCAUCAUUUACUAAUGUUGUGUUCCACGGAAGAAGGUAAGUAGUACUGGUUUGAAGCAAGAAGGCGAGUAAAAGAUUUUAAGAAUUUUCCAGUAUACUAAACCAGUGUUCCCUUCUUAAAAGGUUUUGAAAAUUUGAAUAACAUUCCUCCAUCAAGCUUUUUUUUUAUAUAUAAAAUAAUACAGUACAUUAGUUUUAAAUUUGUUUUAUGUCAAGGAAUUUUAAAUUUGUUUCUCUCAGCAGUGUUCCAAAUUUUCAUUGUGUCCUAUUUACAAAACUUUUUUGAAGUUAAAUCCAGAAGACAAUUUGACUGAAGUUCUCCUACAGUGGUUCAUUUAUAAGGAAUAUAAAACAAAUUGGGCCUUAUUCCUGAAACAAAAAAAAAAGAGCAUUACAAAAUUCAGUGUAAAUUGUUUUGUAAGGUCAUUGCUGCGUACUUUGUCACAACCAUUUAAGACCAAUACAAGAAUGGGUCUGCGAACGAUUAAUCUAAUUAUUUUUGCCUGUGUGUUAUGCAUCAGGAACAGUGACGGUAUUCAAGUGCAAUAAUUAUUUGUGGCUAUUUAACUUCGUAACACAUUCACCCAACAGUCCUUUCCUCACAAAUUACAUCCAUUUGACCAUUUUUACUUACCAGAUGGGGGCCUAGACAAACGCAAUGGUGCAAAUCAUAUAUAAAUCCUUUAAGUAAAUUGACUUGUGCAAUUUAAUGCAACGAUUUAUGUAAGAAUGGUUUUACAAGCGAUUUACACACUUGUUUGUUCUGCUUAUGUUAAAUGAAUGCGGCCUAAUGACUUCAAAUUAGUUUUCUAAUUGGUUUGUGGCUUUUUACUCUGCAACAAACUCACUCACAUAACAGUUCUUAGCUUCUUCAGAAAUAUACAGUACUUGAGAAAGGCAGUUUUUUUUUUCUAAUUCAUGUCAGGUGAGGCGUUUGUGUCAUAACUGAUGGCAUCUACCUCUUUAAUCAUGUAACGCAUCAGGUAUGUUCGACAUAAUGAAGAUGACAAGCUGUCUUUGAGUCCACUGCAAUUGUUUUGUGUUGUUUGUAAUAUGCAACAGAAGGUCAUGUGACCAUACGUGUAUCUUUACUGAUCAAGAACUGAUUGGAUUUAUGGAUCCAAACACACUAAUGUUUGUAAACAUUACGAACACUACGGUUUAAGCUUAUGUAACGGUUUGUUUGUAUACUGAAAUGUCUGUUAAAGGGGUAGUUCACCCAAAAAUGACAAAUCUGUAUGAGGGUUUGUAAAGGUGACGGAAUUGAAACUUUUUUUGGUGUACCAUCCCUUUAAGCCUUAAGUUUUUGACUGUCCUUCAUUGAAUGACUUUGCCAUUUCAUUUUAACCAGUGGUAAAUUGAGGUAGUGUCCAUUUUAAACAAGUGCUAUUCUGGGAGUUUUAAAAUGUCUAGCGAUUGAGUUUUGUAAUCAUGUAUAAACCUGAAUCAAGCGUUAUUUCUAGGUUUUCGCUAUUAAUGAAGGGAUUUGAAAAAUCCACCCACCAACACUACAUCCCUUUGCACUGAACGGUUAUUUCCCAUUGUUUCCUUUUAAUUGUGUUCUGCUAUUUUACUCGCUCUUUUAUUUUUUUUUUCUGUAUGCAAAAUAUGUAUAGCAUAUAAACAUGCAAGUAAACAUUUCAUGUUCCUGUUUUUAAGUCUUACCUCUUGUCUUUAUUUGCAAAUCAGUGCGUUCUUUUUUAACAUUUAAUAGCAAAGAUGUCAGACCUGCUUUCAUAAUGAAGAUGAGCGGCCAACAAAUGUGAUUUCUCAUUGCUAAGCAUAUGUCCUGUCUCCAUAGUUACCUCUCCAUCUCAAAUAUUGCCUACAAAACAAGUUGUGAAGGUUAAAGUGGUAUCCAGGCAACUGCAUCCAUCAUUAAAAAAAAACUUUCAGAUUCCAGAGUUCAAAUGAGGCCUAGCUGUGCGGAUGCUUGAAUAACCACUAGGUGGCAUUGUCGUCAUAAAAAAACAACACUUAACUCAUCAUAUGAAACCAGCUCAUCCCUGCUGUGCACGUGGGAAAUUGCUCAAGGGAAAACAGUCAUUGCUGUGCAUAUUAAACAUGUGCUGAGACAUUGUUGCCACAUUUAAACCAAUUCGAAAGCAGUCUUCAUUUAUGCGCCCUAUGCCAGCAUGCAAAUUAAGCAGUUUUGCAUUUGAUAUUUAUGUUGUUUAAUAUGUAGAUCUACAUGACACCUUGAAAUUAGCCUGGACUAUAUCCUUAAUUAGCUCUUUUAUCAAUGGCAGAUUGAGUGAAUCUAAAUUGAGCAUUCUGCUGUUGUUGACCCCUGCUAGAUGUUUAUUCCUUAAGCUUUCCUGCUGACCCAACUAACUCAAGAAGCCUAAGAGUCACUUAAUUGACUGGACCGCCUGCUCUCAAGGUGUCAGGCAAUUCAUGGAAAUCAGUCAUUUAUAGUGGAUUUUGUGUUAGCACAUGUCCAUUUGCCAACAAAUGUACUAAAGCAGUCCUCUGACAUCUGCUGUUCUGUGCUAGAGAACUGUAAUUCAUGGGUCUAAGGUUUUGAUAGAUAAUGAACUGAAUCAAGGCCAUUGUUAUUGUGAUUAUUUGAUUAACAAUAUAUACUUAUUAGUGUAAGUAUUUCGUUUUAUAGUGCAAGGCAUUUCCAAUGUAUUUUUGGCCAUGCAUAAUAGCAUUCAAUAUCAUACGGUACAGGACGAGCAUUAUUUAAUUUCUAACAGAUAUUUAGUUAGUUUACAAACAUAUAAACGUAGUAUAAAAAUAAAAUCCAUAUAUCAUGUAUAUUAGCUAAAUUACUUAUUUGGACAAUUGCUGUCAAAUAUUUUUGUGAAAUGAUGACUGCUAAACUGCGUAAAAGGCACAGCUACAUUUGUUUGUCUUGGUA